Messenger RNA from Penicillium arizonense, 1080 nucleotides. RefSeq lists its product as uncharacterized. Lineage: Eukaryota; Fungi; Ascomycota; Eurotiomycetes; Eurotiales; Aspergillaceae. The transcript has a single exon. The record is from RefSeq and is a predicted model, not a curated record. Bases 1 to 1080 code for a protein of 359 amino acids.
AUGACUAGGGCUAUCGCCGUCGCAUCCCCGGGUGAAGACAUAUCGAACACCACUGGAGACUCCGCGGGCGAGCCUGUGCUGUCUCCGGCAAAUAGCAAUGCUGAUGCAGACUUCCUCCAUCAGGACCCGUGGGACGCGUCUCAACAUCUCCUGGAAAACAUGCCUGAGCUUCCUACCAUGGAUUUCUUCUUGGACUAUCCUGACGACGACAAUGCACUCAGACCUAGCUGGAAGAACACGGAGGACAAGAGUGCACCUGAGCCUCGCCGGCUAGACUCAGCCAUUGACAUGUCGGACGUUCCCACCAUCUCUCCAACGCAGGCGCCACGAAGAGUCGAGACCAAGAAGGUAGCAAUACACGGAUUAAACACCUCAUCCACACAGGCUCUGCCGACCUUUCCAUAUAGUCAGAUAUCUCCGAAAGCCCAGUUUCCAUUCCGCGCUGGCUGCCAUGCACAGGAUGCCAAAGGGGUCGUCGUCGCCGCAGCCGAAAUUCUUGAGAAGCUGGAGUGCAAGAUAUGCGCAGGCUUGUCAGCAAUCGACGAAGUCCUUCGAAUCAACAAAGAAGCCACGCAAGGGAUAACGGAACUUACUAGUCGUGCCGACUAUAUUAAUAGCCUCGGAGGCUCAAUAGUCGUGGUCGCGGCUGCUCAUCACGUUGUCUGCCUUUUCGAAAGCGCAUGCGGCGAGGUAUACUCCCCUCCCAGCCGCAGCAGAUGGUCAAUGUCUUCCAGAACGGACAAUGCACAACAAAAUUCUGCAUCGUUUGGGAAUGCACAGAGACGAUUCCAUGGCAGCUCAGCAGGAUGCUCUAAUGGGCUGGCCGCUGCGCCAGGAAUCGGGUUCGGUUCCUUUCUACUUGAUCCCCAGGAACAGGCGGCUUUGGGCGCCCAGAUUAUAUCCACCGAGCUACAUCGCAGUCUACGGAUGGUGCAAUCGCUUUCUAUGCCUCUGCAAACCCGCUCUGUUGGCCCUGACCCUGCGAGUGCGGCGGUAGAUAGGUGGCUCCAAGAUUUGAAGCAGCGGUUACGGAGUCUUAUUUCUGCGGUUGAGAGUAGCGAGAGGAUGUGGCCUCGAUAA